AUGGCGAUCGCGGCUGUUGGUCAGAUCUGCUCGACGGCAUCGCUGUCGCACAACCUCGAGCAAUGCGUGAGGCUGGUCGCCAAGGCGGCCUCAGGUGGCGCAAAGGUCCUCUUCCUCCCUGAAGCCUCGGACUACAUCGCCUCGAACCCCCAAGAGUCCCUCUCCCUCGGCCAGCCGCAGUCCAAGUCCCCGUUCGUGCUAGGUCUCCGGGAGGCGGCAAAGACCCACUCCCUCGCCGUCAGCGUCGGGAUCCACGUGCCCAUCCCCGAGGCCGCCCCGGAGGCCUCGACGUCAGUCUCGAAGCUCCUCAACCGCAGCCUCUGGAUCAACGCCGACGGCACCGUCAAUGAGGCCGCGACCUACGACAAGCUUCACCUCUUCGACUUCGGCGCCCUCCGCGAGAGUGCAACUGUCCAGGCGGGCACCUCGCUGACACGUCCGUUCCCCACCCCCGUCGGCCGCGUCGGCAGUCUCAUCUGCUUCGACCUUCGAUUCCCCGAGCCGGCCCUCGCGCUGACGCACCCGGGCCCGAGGAGCCCCUUCGUCGACCCCGCUGUCGGGCCCGCCCAGGUCCUGCUGUACCCCUCCGCCUUCACCAUUCGGACGGGCCAGGCGCACUGGGAGACGCUCCUACGGGCCCGCGCCAUCGAGACGCAGAGUUGGGUCAUCGCCGCGGCGCAAGUGGGCGCGCACAACCCAAAGCGGAGCAGUUACGGGCACAGCAUGGUCGUCGACCCCUGGGGCCGGGUGAGGCUUGAGCUCGGUGGUGUGGACGGUGAGGGCGGGGCGGUAGAGGGCGCCGAGGGGGCCGUUGGCUUCGUGGAUGUGGACCUGGACGAGUGGGCGAGGGUGAGGGAGGGCAUGCCGCUGGCCAGACGCACGUGA
Messenger RNA from Colletotrichum graminicola M1.001, 885 nucleotides. RefSeq names its product carbon-nitrogen hydrolase. Bases 1 to 885 code for a protein of 294 amino acids. Lineage: Eukaryota; Fungi; Ascomycota; Sordariomycetes; Glomerellales; Glomerellaceae. The record is from RefSeq and is a predicted model, not a curated record. Gene Ontology annotation, molecular function: hydrolase activity, acting on carbon-nitrogen (but not peptide) bonds, in linear amides. The transcript has 3 exons.